AUGUUUUCACAGCAGCCCCAGGACCUGGUGGUGGUGGCAGGCCAGCCGGUCACCCUGCCCUGCUCUAUUCCUGGGUACCAUGGCGUUGUUCUCUGGAUCAAGGAUGGCUUGGCCCUGGGUGUGGGAAGAGAUCUCUCAGGUUACCCUCGCUACACGGUGGUGGGAGACCACACCUCUGGUGAACACCACCUGCGGAUCCAGAGAGUGGAGCUGAUGGAUGACGCUGUGUUUGAGUGUCAGGCUAUCCAGGCAGCCAUGAGGUCCCGGCCAGCCCGACUCACUGUGCUGGUUCCGCCAGAAGACCCAAUCAUAGACGGAGAGCCGGUGGUGAGCCUGAGAGCUGGGGACCCGCUCAACCUGACCUGUCACGCCAACAACGCCAAGCCUGCCGCCUCCAUCAUCUGGAUCCGAAAUGGAGAGGUCUUGAACGGAGCCAUGUAUUCCAAGACACUUAUGCGAGAUGGGCGAAGGGAAAGCACAGUAAGCACACUCUACAUAUCGCCCUCUAACAUCGAGACGGGCCAAAAGAUCACCUGUCGUGCUUCCAACAAGGCAGUACCCAGUGGCAAGGAAACCAGCGUCACCAUUGACAUCCAGCACCUGCCAUUGGUUAACCUCUCGGUGGAACCUCAGCCUGUGUUGGAGGGUAACCUGGUUAAAUUUCACUGUUCGGCAAAAGCCAAUCCACCAGUCACACAGUAUAGGUGGGCCAAAGGAGGCAGCGUGAUUAAGGAAGUUUCCGGAGACACUUAUGAGGUUAUCGUGGACCACUCCUUCUUCACUGAACCAGUCUCCUGUGAGGUCACCAAUGCUCUGGGGAGCACUAACAUUAGCCGAAAUGUGGAUGUCUACUUCGGGCCUCGUAUGGCAGCAGAGCCACAGUCCCUGCAGGUUGACCUGGGAUCAGAUGCUGUAUUCAACUGUGCCUGGACAGGAAACCCUUCACUCACCAUUGUCUGGAUGAAACGAGGAUCUGGAGUGGUGCUGAGCAAUGAGAACAUCCUGACACUGAAGUCAGUGAGACAAGAGGAUGCUGGGAAAUACGUGUGCCGGGCAGUGGUUCCUCGCGUGGGGGCGGGGGAGAAGGAGGUGUCUCUCACGGUGAAUGGGCCACCCACAAUCUCCAGUACUCAGACCCACCAGGCACCACACGGGGAGAAGGGACAGAUCAAAUGUUUCAUAAGAAGCACUCCACCACCUGACCGCAUUGCUUGGUCCUGGAAGGAGACUGUUUUGGAGUCUGGGACAUCAGGUCGUUACACUGUGGAGACGGUCAGUACAGAAGACGGGGUUUUGUCCACACUCACCAUGAGCAACAUCGUUCCUGCCGACUUUCAAACUAUCUACAACUGCACAGCGUGGAACAGCUUUGGCUCUGACACUGAGAUCAUCCGCCUAAAGGAACAAGGUGGGAGCCAAGGUUCGCCAAUGGGGUUAUGUGUGUCUGUCUCCUCAACAGAGUCCAUGCCAGUGGCUGUGAUUAUCGGGGUUGCCGUGGGCGCCUUUGUCGCCCUCAUCGUUCUCAUGGGAACCAUUGGUGCAUUCUGCUGCACACGCUCCCAGAGGAAAGAUGCUCACCUGGUUAUGCCCUCACUGCCCGUGUCCAUCUGUUCAGCUCAGCAGAGAGAACUUGCAAGCAAAAUUAAGACAGAAAACCUGAAAGGCGUGGUGUCAGCCAAGAACGACAUUCGAGUGGAGAUUGUGCACAAGGAUCACAAUGCGGCACGGGAAAAUGAAGAACACGCCGCCAUGAAACAGCUCAUGAUUGAACGUGGAGAGUUUCAGCAAGAGUCAGUUCUCAAACAGCUGGAGGUUCUUCAGGAAGAGGAGAAAGAAUACCAGCAUAUUAAGGACCCUACCAAUGGAUACUACAGUGUCAACACCUUCAAGGAGCACCACUCAACCCCCACCAUCACCAUGGCAGGAAACCAGACCACAGAGAUCCGUAAUCCCACCACCACCACCACGGGGGGAAAGCAGAGGGUACCCACGGGCAUGUCUUUCACCAACAUUUACUCCACGCUGGGAGCCGGGCCCAAUCGUCUCUACGACUACAGCCAACGUUUCGUGCUGGGGAUGGGAAGCAGCUCCAUCGAGCUUUGUGAAAGGGAGUUUCAACGUGGUUCACUCAGUGACUCCAGCUCUUUCCUGGACACGCAAUGUGACAGCAGCGUGAGCAGCUACAGUAAGCAGGACGGCUACAUUCAAUUCGACAAAGACAGCAAGGCUUCCGCUUCCUCUUCUUCCCACUACUCCCAGUCCUCUUCGCAGAACUCAGACCUCACCCGACCGCUCCAAAAACGAAUGCAGACCCAUGUCUGA
Messenger RNA from Chanos chanos (milkfish), 2322 nucleotides. It is a transcript of the gene kirrel3b, whose product is annotated as kirre like nephrin family adhesion molecule 3b. Bases 1 to 2322 code for a protein of 773 amino acids. The record is from RefSeq and is a predicted model, not a curated record. NCBI's taxonomy places the organism in Eukaryota, Metazoa, Chordata, Actinopteri, Gonorynchiformes, Chanidae. Gene Ontology annotation, biological process: synapse assembly; cell-cell adhesion. Gene Ontology annotation, molecular function: cell adhesion molecule binding. Gene Ontology annotation, cellular component: cell-cell junction; plasma membrane. The transcript is spliced from 15 exons.